Messenger RNA from Alternaria alternata, 1046 nucleotides. RefSeq lists its product as hypothetical. The record is from RefSeq and is a predicted model, not a curated record. Lineage: Eukaryota; Fungi; Ascomycota; Dothideomycetes; Pleosporales; Pleosporaceae. The transcript is spliced from 2 exons. Bases 98 to 841 code for a protein of 247 amino acids.
UCAUCACAACACGUUACAUCCUGCCUGCCAUUGUGCUUCUCACCACUGUUAGUCAUUUCCUACACUCUCCACUCGCGCUUGGUUCUUCAUUGCCACCAUGGUGUCUACGCGCUCACAUCCCCAAGGCGACUUCCCCGCCACCGAACCUUCGCCCGUUAAGAAGGCGCCACGGUCGCGGACUUCGACUGCGUCCCCGGCACCCAUAUCUUCCCCGGACCUUGACUCCCCACCAUCGGCAAAGUCGCUUGCCAGACGCGCAGUUUCCAAUGCCAAAACCGAGAUCAGCCCUCCCUCUCCAUCCGAGAUCGACGAGCCGGCCUGGUGCCACACAGCGUCAAAUCUCACUAUAGUGUGGCUCGCCAUAUCCAUGCCUCUCGUGCUAUGGGACUCCCUGUACAUCCUUUUGCGCCCGCACACUAUGGCUGGCGGUGCACUUCAGUGGCCAAUCUGGAAACCGUAUGAAAUCUAUGCCUCGAUUGAUCACGUAUACGGAUGGCCCGGGUGGGAAAACAACGAUGGAUUUGGUGGCGCGCAAGGCUUUCUGAACGCUAUCGAACUCGUGCUGUAUGGACUUUAUGCCAUGAUCAUCUAUAACCAUGGUGUGCCCACGACUGGAGGCACUGGGCUGCAACUCAGUGAGGGCGUAAGCAAGUUCCUUGCCGGAGGCCGGAAGGUACGCGGGAAGAAUGGGAAUCGCGCGCUGAUUAUCGGCUUCGCUGCUGCGGUUAUGACUCUCAGCAAGACAGUACUAUAUUACUUCAACGAGUAUUUCUCUGGCUUCGCAAAUGUCGGCCAUAACGACUGGGCUACGCUGCUGUUCUUCUACGGUAUCAUGAAGUGAGUCGAACUGUUUUUCCGCCUGCGCUUAGCGUCUGAAGUGACAGGAACGCUGAUUCGUUCCGCAGUGGUCUUUGGGUAAUUUUCCCAGCAUAUAUGACUGUCGUCUUCGGUACCGAUAUCCUCCAGGCGCUCGACAUUGCAACUGAGUCUUCGUCCAAGAAGCGUUAUUAGCUUGAAUCUUGAGGAAGCUGUUCACACAUACCAAC